CGUAUGCAGGAUAAACUGAAUAAGGUUCAUGUAUGUAUGAGGUGCAAUCGAUUGUGAUAACAAAUAAUGUAAAGUGCAAUUGCAGUGCACGUAAUGCUACCCACGAACCAGAGGUAACGGGCAAUUCAAAAUUGUCCCAAUGACAGCAGUUUGUUUACAAGUAGGCAGUGUUUACGGUUUUCCAUACUGCCGUCUCUUUCUCUGCCGCUAAUAAAACAAAUGACAGUAGUUUUGUAGCAGUUUUUUGGUUAAUACUGGAAACCGUUCUACUCGUGAAGUGCCACAAAUAUUUAGUGAAUAGUAAAAACCCAGCAUAAUACAGAUUUGCCGGUAGCUUGCGUAGCGCCGAUAGAAUGUCUUCCGGGCGAAAGUGUAACAAUUGUGGAAGUGCCGAUAUCGAGGUCGACAAUGCACGGGGCGAUGCCGUGUGUACGAACUGUGGAUCGGUGCUGGAAGACAACAUCAUCGUAUCGGAGAUCCAAUUCGAGGAAAAUGCACAUGGAGCAGCCAGCGCCGUCGGCCAGUUUGUUGCGUCCGAUUCGCGCGGUGGUGCUACCGCGUACGGAAAGUUUCACGUCGGUACUGGCACGGAAUCGCGCGAGGUUACGCUAAGGAAAGCUCGCCAAGGCAUUACCCUGCUGUGCAGUCAGCUGCGGUUGAAUAACCACUGCAUUGAAACAGCCUGUAACUUCUUCAAGAUGGCCCUGAUGCGCAAUCUGACCCGUGGCCGGCGAAAUUCGCACAUUUAUGCGGCCUGCGUGUACAUCACGUGCCGCACGGAAGGAACAUCUCAUUUACUGAUCGACAUAAGCGAUGUGCUGCAGAUUUGUUGCUACGAACUUGGCAGAACUUACCUCAAGCUGUCCCAAUCGCUUUGUCUCAAUAUUCCGUCAAUCGAUCCCUGCAUCUACAUCAUGCGGUACGCGAACAAGCUCGAGUUUAAGGAAAAGACGCACGAAGUAUCGAUGACGGCGCAACGCUUGGUGCAGCGUAUGAAAAAAGAUUCCAUACACUCCGGCCGACGUCCGUCGGGAUUGUGCGGUGCCGCAUUGCUGCUUGCCGCACGGAUGCAUGACUUUAGCCGCACACCCAACGACAUCGUACGCAUCGUAAAGAUCCACGAAUCUACCCUGCGCAAACGCUUGUUCGAGUUCGGAGAGACACCGAGCAGCGCCCUAACGGUGGACGAAUUUAUGGCGGUCGAUCUUGAAGCCGAGCAAGAUCCGCCAGCAUUUAAAGCGGCAAGAAAAAGGGACAAGGAGCGGCUACAAAAGCUGGAAGACCAAACGUCCGAGUUUAAUCAACUUCAGGCAGAAAUUGAUGCUGCGCUCGAACGUGAAAUGAUCGCACGUGCCGGAAAGAAGCGCAAACAGAAGAAAACAGAUUUCGACGAACAGCAGGAAACGGGCCAAUUCAUCGAGGAGUCCACGAUGGAUGUGAUAAAGGAGUGUCUGGUGGAGGAAACGGUCGAUAAUGUGGUGGCGGACAAAAGCAAACCAAUCAUUCCGGAAGGUAUGCGACCGGAUCUGCGUGCGAUCUGCUCGAACAAUGAUACCGAGCGGCACGCUCUGGAAGCAUCCGCGGAACAGGAGGAAGACCCUGGGAAUGGGGAACUUUUGACGGAAGAUUUGGAUGACGACGAAAUUAACGGGUACAUUAUGACGGAGGAGGAAGCACGCACCAAAAACGUCCAGUGGGAGAAGCUGAACGAAGAGUAUCUGAAGGAGGUGAAGCUAAAGGAGGAACGGAUGGCGAAGGAACGGGAGGAAGGUAAGCCGGAGAAGAAGAAGCGUCGCACGGUUAAGAAAAAGAUGCUCGGUCCAUCGUCUUCGGCACGUGAGGCGAUCGAAAUGAUACUGCAGGAGAAGAAAAUAUCGAGCAAAAUCAACUACGACAUACUGAAGACGCUAACUGAUGGCGAAAGUGGUCCUGGUGCCGUUGCAACGUCAGCAGUAUCUGUGCAUAGUGUGGAAACUAGCAGCGAGAUAAAGGAAGAGCUAGAGAACACAAGCAGCACACAAUCACCAGUACGUGGAAAACUAGAUAAGAUACAACCGGCUACAUCGACCGCUGAUGGAACCGCUGGUCGUGGCAGUUUGAAACCAACACCAAACUUUGGUGCUUCCUCGAGACGGAAGCAUACGGCACAGGGCACGCUGCCAGUUGUGUCGUCGGGCGUGGACGAAGAACCGACGAAAGAUGCGGAAGAUGGAACUAGUAAAGCAGCUCAAGACAACAUCGAUGAUUACGAUGAUGAGGCCGAUGGUGAACCGGAACCAGAACCGGAACCGGAACAUAAAUCACUCGCGGACAUGCUGAACACCGGGGACGAUGACGAUUAUUACGGUUACGAUGACGAUUACUAAAGCGUCAAACAUGGGUAGAAGCAUGCGUCUAAUAGAAGUACAUUUUUAAUUAUUUUUUGUUUUUACAACAAAGACAAGCUUUACAGGUUAUUAACAUUCAGGUAUGUGUAUAGUUGUAGUGAAUGGUUUAAAAAAAGUGCUAAACUAAGAAUGUUCUAAGGGCGAUUAAUUAUAUUACGAGAAAUAAGAAUUAAUUAUAUUAAAAACCCUCGUCUCAGAACAACAGGGAAGUUCGAACAAUCUAUGUUUAUAGAUUAGAAUAGUAGCAUCUUCUCAUGCUGCAAACAGCUAUUUAAAGAUAACAUACGUAAAAUUUAGCAGCUAUUUUCUUUAUGCAAAUAUUAUACUAUAAUAUUAUUGUUUUUAAUAGUUCCUUUUUUGAUACAAUAUGAAUCAUAAAGAAAAUAUAAUAAAUAUGAUAACUAUGUUUAGUAACUAUCCUAAACUGUUUGUCGGUAGCUGAUUCGAAUCUGAAAAAAAAAAUUCGGUAGCUUUUUCGAAUCGUGAAAAAAUAUAAUACAAAAUAAUUUUUUUUCUGUAAAAAUAUUUUUAAACUAGUUCUUAAGUACAAUUUAGAAACUGUGUACUGUUUUUAGUGUCGUUUACAAGUUAUUCUGCAUUUAUUGUUUGCAGCAUUCUUCUAUUAGCAUUGAAAUAGUUUGACUUUUCUCUUAUUAUUCUUGUCGGCUUCACUUUUUUCUAAAAUAAAUAAUUUAACAAUAAUAAAUCAUUGAUUUAUCAAAGGUAUUUGCCACAAUCAGUGGACUAUGUUUUACGUAAAACGAUUUUGAAAACAGUUUGAAACAAUUUGCGCAUACGAAUGUGAUUUUCGGAGCAUCAGCUAGGCUCAGGUUCAGUACACGCCGACUCAAGCACACUACGAACGCAUGAACUGUUUCUUGAUAAAAAUCUACCAUUAAUAAAGUGAAAAAAUAAUGAAAUUCAUAGCCCAGAAACGCUGGUUGUCUCCGAUCAGCAUACUUUCUUUCUAAAACUAUGUUUUUUAUUAAAUGUUGCAGCGUACGCACUCUUUCGCUAAAUGUAAAAAAGCAAUAGUAAACUAUCAGUAAGAGUAAAUAAAUUAAUGUGGAAACAAAUUUACCACGUUUUUGAGUAUAUUUUUUAAUAUAAAAAUUGUUGCAAUUGUGAAAUGUUUAACGAUUCCGCUAUUUCGAAAAACACAUUCAAAAAUCCCUAUUUGUUACGCUUGUUCGAAAACCAUGAACACUGUCAAACUUCGGCAAGCCUUCGGCUCAGUCGCGUUUAUGCUCGUGUUCAAUACUUCGCGACUGCAGCUUGUCAAUGAACGGGCCGAAGCAAACAAAAGCAAUUUGUGUGCGUUUCUGUGAAGAAAAGGUAAGAACCUUUUGUUCAGUACGGUCGCUUUCCUCUCCAGCGAGUCCAACCAAGCAGCAAUAGCAGCAGCAGCAGCAGUUCCAAGUGUGCUUCAGCGGUAGCAAAAGUGGGCAUGCUAUUUUUAGUGCUGCGAAAGAGUGCAUUUUCGCUACGGUUUGCAUCGGUCGCACCAACGCAUCUCUGC
Anopheles funestus (African malaria mosquito) is the source of this 3906-nucleotide messenger RNA. It is a transcript of the gene Brf, whose product is annotated as transcription factor IIIB 90 kDa subunit. The record is from RefSeq and is a predicted model, not a curated record. The transcript has 5 exons. Gene Ontology annotation, cellular component: nucleus; transcription factor TFIIIB complex; transcription preinitiation complex. The coding region runs from base 354 to 2366 and encodes 670 amino acids. NCBI's taxonomy places the organism in Eukaryota, Metazoa, Arthropoda, Insecta, Diptera, Culicidae. Gene Ontology annotation, molecular function: RNA polymerase III type 3 promoter sequence-specific DNA binding; RNA polymerase III general transcription initiation factor activity; TBP-class protein binding. Gene Ontology annotation, biological process: transcription by RNA polymerase III; DNA-templated transcription initiation; transcription preinitiation complex assembly.